GCCCGCCCAGCCGCCGCCGCGCCGGGACCCGCACGCAGGUACCGAACGGGCUGCCGGGGAGGGACGCGGGGACGUGCACCGCCACCCCUUCCCCUCUCCUCUCCUACCCCGCCGCGGCGGCUCGCUGAGGACUCGCCGUCUCGCCGGCGCCUCCAAAACGACGCCGGGUCCCCGCCGCGCCUCUGCCGUCCCUGCCCGUGAGCCGCCAUGGAUCUGGUCCUGGAUGUUGCUGACCGGAACCUCCUCACGCCCUACGUGUACCCCUCCGGCUGGCCCGAGGCCGAGCCCUUCCGCCAGCUCCUCAGCCUCUUUGUCAUCACCAACCUGGGCGCACUCGCCCUCUACCUGUUCUUCGGCACCCUCAGCUACUACUUCAUCUUUGACCACGAACUCAAGAAGCAUCCUCAGUUCCUAGAGAACCAGGUGCAGCGGGAGAUCACCUACGCACUGCGCUCGCUGCCCUGGAUCAGCGUGCCCACCGUCGCCCUCUUCUUUGCCGAGGUGCGGGGCUACAGCAAGCUCUACGACAACAUCGAGGACUCCCCGUAUGGCUGGGCAGGUGUCUUCCUCAGCAUGCUGUCUUUCCUCUUCUUCACCGACAUGGGCAUCUACUGGAUCCACCGCGGUCUCCACCACAAACUGUUCUAUAAGCGCUUCCACAAACCCCACCACCUCUGGAAGAUUGCGACGCCCUUUGCCAGCCACGCCUUCCACCCCGUCGAUGGCUUCAUGCAGAGCCUGCCCUACCAUAUCUACCCCUUCCUCUUUCCCCUGCACAAAGUCACCUACUUGGGCCUCUACAUCUUCGUCAACGUCUGGACCAUCUCCAUUCACGACGGCGACUACCGCGUCCCGCGCCUCCUGCGGCACGUCAUCAACGGCUCGGCCCACCACACCGACCACCACUUGUACUUUGACUACAACUACGGGCAGUAUUUCACCCUCUGGGACAAGAUCGGCGGCUCCUACAAGAGCCCCACGGCCUUCGAGGGCAAAGGCCCCCAUGACUACCUGCGCAAGCUCCGAGAGAAAGGCCCAGGGGCGCCCAAUGGAACCCUGGCCACCAAGGCAGAGUAGGUGCCUCUUGGCUUGGCCCCUCUCCGGGACAAGACUCCCUGGCCAAGUCUCGUCCCGCUCCUCCUGGCCUCUCAUGACUACUGUCCCACAGACAACGAGCCCCCGUGCCCUGAGAGCAGGACUGGGACGGGCCGGUCCUCAGCGAGCGCUCCUGAGACGGCGGUGUCCAGCCUGGCCCCACAGCGCAAUCCUGCUCUCUUCUCCCUGUCGCUUCCUCUCCCCACUGCCUUGGGGUCCCUGCUGCGCUCCCUGUGCUACUUUACUACUGUGCUGCUGCUGUACAAAAAGAACAAUAAGGUGGCACAAAUAGAACAGUGAUGUGGCUCGUGGCAGGGUCUCCAUCUGUCCUCCGUCGCCGGUUUGCUGUUGCCGUGGAGUCCGUCGGGAUGAGGCGAGUCGAGGCUGACGAUGCUGCAGGGGUUUGUCUGAGCUGUGUUUCAUACAAAUGCUUGUCUUGUGGAGGCAGCGCAGGUCCAGGCUCAGCCAGGGCUCAGCCUUGGGACCCAGCAGGACUCCUUGGCACUCGACGUGCUCUCCCGCUUCCUCUCACCCAGGAGCAUCUGAUGGGGCUCAGAAAUGUCAUGCCUGUAGGACAGAUGUGCUUUGAGUCCCACGGGUCACUCGAGAUCCCUGAGAACAUUGUGGGUGGGAAGAGGAGGAAGAGACGCCCAGAGGCGAGGGGUAGGGGCUUCUCCUCUCUCAUGGGUUUGUGGCUGCCUUUCCCCCUUAACACCCAGAAUGAUUUCCACUGAAACCCUCUUGGCCCUGCCUUUGGGUCCACCCCGUGUUCAAUAAAUCUCAGUUGCCAA
Messenger RNA from Colius striatus (speckled mousebird), 1886 nucleotides. RefSeq names its product sterol-C5-desaturase (gene SC5D). The coding region runs from base 208 to 1077 and encodes 289 amino acids. The record is from RefSeq and is a predicted model, not a curated record. The transcript is spliced from 5 exons. NCBI's taxonomy places the organism in Eukaryota, Metazoa, Chordata, Aves, Coliiformes, Coliidae. Gene Ontology annotation, molecular function: oxidoreductase activity; iron ion binding.